CGCGCCUGCACUCAUCUCUCGUGCCGGAGCGCGCGAACGAACACGGGAGCGCGCGCCACCGAUCCAAGGACAGAGCGGCGGGCUCGCGGGUAUCAGGUCACCUGAAGUCCUCGAGCAUCGCCGGCGCGUCCACACGCGCCGCGCGGCACCGUACCUGCUCGGUCCAGCAGACGAGAACCGAACCCUCAUCGCGCUCCGGUGAGAAUCAACAGGACACCCUGCGUGGGUCCAGGUUCAGGUCCGACAGGGAGCACGACCGGAACCUCUCUCAUCUCAGACAGGUGUCAGCGAACCCAACGACAUCAGAUCCACCAUCCAGAGAAAAUAAACGGAACCAGACGCAGGGAGCCGAACCAGGUGGGGACAGAUCAACAGGAGACCGAUCGAGAGAGGCAUUCCAAAGCCCUCCGUGACUGACUUGGAACCAGGACCUGAAGCAUGGAGUUGCGCAGCGUGCUCCUGCUGGCGGUGCUGCACUGCUGCUCGGUGGCGCUGUGCGGCUGCGAGCCCCGCCUGGUCAACGUCGGCGCCGUCCUGAGUCAGAAGCGCUAUGAGCAGGUGUUCAAGGAGGCGGUGAGUCAGGCCAACGCGCUCUACGGCAAGGACAAGUUCAAGAUGAACGCCAUCUCUGUCACACACAAACCCAACGCCAUUCAGAUGGCGCUGUCCGUCUGCGAGGACCUGAUCUCCAACCAGGUAUACGCAAUCCUGGUUAGCCAUCCUCCUCAGUCCAACGAUCAUCUGACUCCAACGCCUGUCUCCUAUACAGCCGGCUUCUACCGCAUUCCUGUGGUUGGCCUAACGACUCGCAUGUCCAUCUACUCAGACAAGAGCAUCCACCUGUCGUUCCUGAGGACGGUGCCCCCGUACUCACACCAGGCUCAGGUGUGGUUCGACCUCAUGAGAGAGUUCAGGUGGAACCACAUCAUCCUGAUAGUCAGCGACGACCACGAGGGCCGAGCCGCCCAGAAAAAGCUUGAGACGCUGCUUGAAGAGCGCGAGACCAAGACUAAAAACAGGAACUAUGAAAACCUCGACCAACAGAACUUUGACUUCAGGAGAACACCCAAGGCAGAGAAAGUUCUGCUGUUCAACCAGGACACCAACCUGACAGCACUACUGCUGGAAGCCAGAGACCUGGAGGCCAGAGUUAUCAUCCUCUCAGCAAGUGAGGACGAGGCUGCAGCCGUCUACAAGGCAGCCCGGCAGCUCAACAUGACCGGCUCUGGUUACGUGUGGCUGGUCGGGGAGAGGGAGAUGAACGGCAAAGCUCUGAACGAAGCUCCAGACGGCCUGCUGGGCCUCCAACUGAUCAACGGUAAGAACGAGUCGGCUCAUAUUGCGGACGCCGUCGCCGUGGUUGCUCAGUCUCUGCAGGAAUUGUUUGAGAAAGAGAACAUCACAGAGCCCCCGCGAGGAUGCGUAGGAAACACCAAUAUCUGGAGAACCGGCCCGCUUUUCAAAAGAGUGCUGAUGUCAUCAAAGUACCCUGAUGGCUUGACGGGCCGAAUUGAGUUUAAUGACGAUGGAGACCGGCGCUUUGCUACCUAUAGCAUCCUGAAUUAUCAGCAGAAACCAGGCCGUGUUGUCCAGGUCGGAAUCUUCAACGGAACUCAGGUUGUGAUGAAUCCUCAGAGGAAGAUCAUCUGGCCUGGAGGAGAAACCGAGAAACCAGUGGGAUACCAGAUGUCAACCAAACUGAAGAUUGUGACCAUCCACCAGGAACCUUUUGUUUAUGUGAAGCCAACAAAGAGUGACGGAACGUGCAAAGAAGAAUACACGGUUAAUGGAGUCCUGAUAAAGAAAGUGAUCUGUACUGGACCCAAUGGGACCACACCAGGUCAACCCAUCGUCCCUCAGUGCUGUUAUGGCUUCUGCAUUGACCUGCUCAUCAAGCUGGCUAUGAGCAUGAACUUCACCUAUGAGGUACACCUGGUGGCUGAUGGGAAGUUUGGGACGCAGGAGCGGGUAAACAACAGCAACAAGAAGGAGUGGAACGGGAUGAUGGGGGAGCUGCUGGGGGGGCUAGCCGACAUGAUUGUGGCCCCCCUUACCAUCAACAACGAGCGCGCUCAAUACAUUGAGUUCUCCAAGCCCUUCAAAUACCAGGGGCUCACCAUCCUCGUCAAGAAGGAAAUCCCUCGCAGCACUCUGGACUCGUUCAUGCAGCCUUUCCAGAGCACACUGUGGCUUUUAGUCGGUCUGUCGGUCCAUGUGGUGGCAGUGAUGCUUUACCUACUAGACCGGUUCAGCCCGUUUGGAAGGUUCAAAGUGAACAGUGAAGAAGAAGAGGAAGACGCCCUCACCUUGUCCUCGGCCAUGUGGUUCUCUUGGGGAGUUUUGCUGAACUCUGGGAUCGGAGAAGGAGCUCCCAGGAGCUUCUCAGCUAGGAUCCUGGGGAUGGUGUGGGCGGGUUUCGCCAUGAUCAUCGUAGCAUCAUAUACUGCCAAUUUGGCAGCCUUCCUGGUGCUGGACCGGCCUGAGGAGCGCAUCACUGGCAUCAAUGACCCCAGGCUGCGUAACCCAUCAGAUAAGUUCAUCUAUGCCACAGUGAAGCAGAGCUCGGUGGAUAUUUACUUCAGACGGCAGGUGGAACUGAGCACCAUGUACCGGCACAUGGAGAAACACAACUAUGAGAGCGCCGCUGAGGCCAUCCAGGCUGUCCGAGACAACAAGCUUCACGCCUUCAUCUGGGACAGUGCUGUGUUGGAGUUUGAGGCUUCACAAAAGUGCGAUCUGGUUACAACAGGAGAGCUUUUCUUCCGCUCAGGCUUUGGGAUUGGAAUGAGGAAAGACAGUCCAUGGAAACAGAACGUUUCUCUGGCCAUUCUCAGUUCACAUGAAAAUGGCUUCAUGGAGGAUCUGGACAAGACUUGGGUACGAUACCAGGAGUGCGACUCCAGGAGUAAUGCUCCUGCAACUCUCACCUUCGAGAACAUGGCGGGCGUGUUCAUGCUGGUCGCCGGCGGCAUCGUGGCGGGGAUCUUCCUCAUUUUCAUCGAGAUCGCUUACAAACGUCACAAAGACGCCCGCAGGAAACAGAUGCAGCUGGCCUUCGCCGCCGUGAACGUGUGGAGGAAGAACCUGCAGGAUAGGAAAAGUGGUAGAGCAGAGCCCGAGCCCAAAACCUCUUUUAGGUCCAUCACUUCGACCUCCGACCUCAAACGCCGUAUGGCCCCCGGGGACGCCACGCCGUACCCGACUGACAUCACCGGCCAGCUCAACCUAUCAGAUCCGUCCGUCAGCACCGUGGUCUGAGAGAGGCUGAGAGGGGGGUGCGAGUGAGCUUCACUGCUGCUGCUGAGCCACACACACAAACUCACGCACACACACACACACACACACACACACACACACACACACACAUUGUGCCUAAACACACAAUACUAACGCAGACGGACAGGAAGAGGACAGGACAGCUGCAGGUCACUGUGCCAGCUCACCCAAACCUCCUGUCAUGAGGAAUGAAGUCAACAUGAGUGUCCCGCCUAAAAGCUUCCAUUCGGACGAGCAAAAAGAAGCCGACCGUCUCCAAAAAGAGUCCCGCGUGUCCCCCCUGUGCACACAAACCAACAUGCUCAGACAUUCAUGUUCCAGUUCAGUUUCAAAGAGCUUGUUGACUUAACUGUCCAUCUGCAGGAAAUCUCUCCAUAUGUGCAGAUGAUAAAUUCAUUUCAUCAGCUCUUGAAGUCACUUCAAGACCCACUUCGAUAAAAUUGUGUUUUUGCUGUUUUCAACAAGUUCAUGUAGCAUUUUUUUAAAUAAUGGAAGACAUACAGAAGGAAAAUUAAGCUUAAAAUUACAACUGAAAAAGAGAGAGUGAAAAACAGACGGAUGACGGGAAGUGGAAGCAGGCUUGGUCCUCACCAACAGUCCACAACUCAGAGGUGAAUUUCUAAUGAGCUCCUGCCGCUCUGCAGAAACUAUGUCCUAGAACAUUUAGAAGUUUUUUUUAGAUUUAGGCUAAAAACA
Molecule: messenger RNA, 3972 nt
Organism: Oryzias latipes (Japanese medaka)
Lineage: Eukaryota; Metazoa; Chordata; Actinopteri; Beloniformes; Adrianichthyidae
Product: glutamate receptor ionotropic, NMDA 1
Biological process (GO): monoatomic ion transport
Cellular component (GO): membrane
Molecular function (GO): signaling receptor activity; ligand-gated monoatomic ion channel activity
Source: RefSeq, a predicted model, not a curated record